AUGGGGAGAUUGAUCAACAUGCAUCAUCUUGACACAAGGCACACAAAGUUGGCAAGGAGGCCACCAGGAAUGGGUAAAUUAAAAGAUCUUCGAGCAUUAACAGAUUUUGUUUUUGGUGAGCAAAAUGGUUCAAGCAUUAGUGAGUUGGGAAAGCUCAAGAAUCAACAUGGAGGACUUGCCAUUUCAAAUUUACAAAAUGUUGUUUGCCAUAGGGAUGCCAAAGAUGCCAAUUUGAAGGAGAAGAUCAACCUUAAGGAGUUGGUGUUGAUAUGGAGGUUUGCUGAAGUAGUAACAGUGGGUGAUGAGUUUUAUGGUCACGGUUAUGCUUCGAGUAAACCAUUUGGAUCACUGGAAAUUCUAAGUUUCGAGGAAAUGCCAGAGUGGGAAGAAUAGUUUUGUUUGAAAGACAGAGCUUUCUGGGUUCUCCAAGAGUUGUGCAUGGAAGAUUGUCCCAAGUUAACCAAGUCUUUGCCCAAACACCUCCCUUUUUUAAUGAAACUUAAGAUUGAGAGAUGUGGGAAGCUUGGAGGCUUGCUUCCAAUGGCACCAGGCAUGUCUGAACUGGACUUAAACCAAUGUGAUGCAUUGCGAUUGGAGCCAUUGCCUCGUGGGCUUCUACAGUUGCAAAUUUACAAAUUGAAUAUCAAUGAUUCCAUAUUGGAGCAGGCGGAGCGACAUUGCGCUUAUCUUAAAAAGUUGGUAAUAUGGAAUUGUUAUGGUCUCAGAUCUCUUCCUGAAGGAAGGGUUGGGGUUUGGAAACACCCCCUUCAGUUACAACCUUUCGAAUCUAUGAUGCAGAGGAGAUAGUCUUUCCCAGAUGCACAUAUAUAUGCUGCCCUCUACUCUUACUGGUCUUCCAAAUCUUACGUUUUUGGACUACAAGGGCCUUCGACACCUCACGUCUCUUCGCAAAUUGGUUAUCUCGGACUGUCCGAAGCUCCAAUCUAUGCCAGCAAAGAUGCCUUACAAAUUGUCCGUUGCUGGAAGAAAUUACGAUGAGAAGGAAGCAUGGAGGAAAAUGGUGUCGGUAGGGGAGAGGAGCAGGCGACGGUGAUUGAGUUGAGUGCCGGCAUUGACACAGAGAAACUCCCCCUAUGGGAAGAGGAGAGGCAGUACGGUAACUGUUACGUCAACUCCAUCUCCUCUCGCGAAAUGGAGUCCCUCACUGCCAUCUGCGAUGCCUUCCUUCCAUCCCUCCACGUCUCUGCCGCUGAUGCUGAUGCAGUCGCAACGUUUUAUCAGUCUUCAGCUUCCAUGGCUGCAACUCCAGAGCGUGUAGGAGGGUUGCUGAGCGAGAGGAUGGAGCAUCCCAAGAAAUGGAUGAUAAGGUUAGCACUGUGGCUGUUGUCAACUUGGCUGGGAACCUUCAUACUCUGCGGACCAAGAAGCCUAUCGACCAAUUUCCCCUUCUUCCAUACUUUCUCUCAGUUGUCUCAACAGAAAAGGGAGGAAAUUCUGCUUUCAUGGUCUCUUAGUUUUUUCUAUCACCUCAGAAUGCUCUUCAAGUCCACGAAGCUUCUCACCCAGCUAGUCUUCUUCUCCCAGGUAGAUGAGAAGAAUCAGAACUUGUCAUGGAAAGCGAUUGGCUACUGCGGACCUGACCCAGAGUUCAAACCUCAAGCCAGUCGAUUGAAGACGUCAACACAAAAUGGUUAUGGAAACUUCAUCUGUAAGGAACAAGAAUGCAAAGAAGAUGGUGAGAAAGAAGAGCCUUUGGGUCCCCUCUGUAGAGGUCUUAUCAACCUAAGACACCCACGAGAAGUUGUUGCAGAUAAUCUACUACGAUUUGGGUUCCCGGUUUCGGUUCGUCCUAAGAAGAUUAAUCCUCCCAACUCAUCUCAUCCUUCUUUAACCAUCAAAUGUGAUGCAGUAAUAGUUGGUUCCGGCUCGGGAGGCGGUGUGGUUGCUGGUGUUCUUGCCAAGGCUGGUUACAAAGUGCUUGUUUUAGAGAAAGGAAACUACUUCGCCAGGAGCAAUCUUUCACUUCUGGAAGGGCCCAGUAUGGAUCAAAUGUACAUGUCUGGUGGUAUGUUGGCAACUGAUGACAUGGGAGUUGUGAUACUUGCAGGCUCUACUGUCGGUGGAGGCUCUACAAUCAAUUGGUCAGCUUCAAUUAAAACCCCACAGCAUGUGAUCAACGAAUGGUGUGACCGCUGUGAGCUGGAGUUAUUUGACAGCAAAUUGUACAAAGAAGCCAUGGAUGUGGUAUGCGAGAAAAUGGGAGUUCAGUCUGAAAUUGUUGAAGAAGGAUUCAACAAUGCAGUUUUGAGAAAAGGGUGUGAAGAAUUGGGGUAUCCCGUAAAUGACAUUCCAAGAAAUUCACCGCCUGAUCAUUACUGUGGUUGGUGCUGUAUGGGCUGCAAAGAUGGAAGAAAGAAGGGUACUUCAGAGACGUGGCUAGUGGACUUGGUAAAUUCAGGAAAUGGUGUAAUUCUUCCUGGAUGUGAGGCCAUUAAAGUUUUACACAAAAGAAGGAAAGGGAGAGGCCGAAAUAGAGCAACUGGGGUUGCUUUUCAGUUGGAAUAUGUAGGGGCAAAAGACAUCUGCAUUGUGGAGUCUAAGGUGACCAUUGUUGCUUGCGGGGCUCUCAGUACUCCACCUUUGUUGAAAAGAAGUGGUUUGAAGAAUGCUAACAUUGGGAAAAACUUGCAUCUCCACCCAGUGGCAAUGGCCUGGGGAUAUUUUCCAGAUGCGCCUUUGUCCAGUGGUUGGCCAGAGAAAGAGAAGAAGAGCUAUGAAGGAGGAAUUAUGACAGCAAUGUCUACUGUUGUUGCAAAUAUGGACAAGUCUGGAUAUGGGGCAGUACUACAGACACCAGCAUUGCACCCUGGCAUGUUCUCAGCAUUAAUGCCCUGGCUUUCUGGUGCAGACAUGAAAAGGAGAAUGCUCAGGUUCUCUAGGACAGCUCACAUAUUUGCAUUGGCAAGGGAUAAAGGGUCAGGACACGUAUAUUCACCAAAUUCAAUUGGUUAUAAGAUGGAAGCCACCGAUGAAGAGAAUCUGAAGAAAGGAUUAGAUAAAAUUUUAAGAAUACUGGCAGCAGCUGGAGCUGAAGAGAUUGGGACACAUCACUGUAAAGGGAAGAGCAUAAAUGUGAAGCAAGCAAGCUCACAUGAGUUCGAGAGGUUUGUCAAGGGGGAGAGUUCGCGGCCAUUAAGAGACUUAAACACACAAAUAUGUUCAGCUCAUCAGAUGGGUAGCUGCCGCAUGGGGAUUGAUCCAAAGCAAUCAGUGGUGAACCAGAUGGGGGAAACAUGGGAGGUAGAAGGACUUUUUGUUGCAGAUUCAAGUGUUUUGCCGACGGCUUUAGGUGUCAAUCCAAUGGUAACUAUUCAAGCUAUUGCUUACUGUACUGCACAGUCCGUUCUUGACGUUUUGAAGAGGAAGAAAAGUAUACACUGAAUCGGCUGUCUCAAUCUUCAACUCUUGUAUGCACCAAUCUUCCCACAUUGAAGAAAACUAAGCGCUUGGGUGCCCGAAGUUGUUGAAAGGGGUUUAAGAAUUGGGUUAAGGGCUUAAGGCCGUGCGGCAUAGAUAUAUACAUACAUAUAUGUAUAUAAAGAAGGCGAUCGUCUGCCAACUAUCUCGCAAAUCUUGGCCAAGGGCGCUGCGAAUGGCCGGACUAUAUAUCUUGAGGAUCUUCCUCCCGGAGGCUCAAGUUACAGCUGCUGGCUGAUGCUAAUGGUGUUUCCUGUUUGCGUGUUUACUGCUAUAGUCUUAGUUGAUUCAACUGUACAAUAAAAAGUUGAGUGCCUCCUUCUACUCCUUUACUAGUUUAUUGCUGGACAUAUUGUGCA
Molecule: messenger RNA, 3797 nt
Organism: Theobroma umbraticum
Lineage: Eukaryota; Viridiplantae; Streptophyta; Magnoliopsida; Malvales; Malvaceae
Product: Long-chain fatty alcohol dehydrogenase family protein
Molecular function (GO): long-chain-alcohol oxidase activity; flavin adenine dinucleotide binding
Source: RefSeq, a predicted model, not a curated record